Molecule: messenger RNA, 4266 nt
Organism: Myxocyprinus asiaticus (Chinese sucker)
Lineage: Eukaryota; Metazoa; Chordata; Actinopteri; Cypriniformes; Catostomidae
Exons: 3
Coding region: 463-1713 (416 amino acids)
Source: RefSeq, a predicted model, not a curated record
GGCUACCAAAACAAAAAAAUAAUAAUAGCAUUGUUCUAGUAUAACGCUAAUUUAAGUUUACAAGACAUACAAAUGUAUCUGCCCUCACCCCAUACUUUUGUGAACGUUUUAUUUAUUUAGCAACUACAUCAUUUGUGUGUUAAAAGCUGCACAGCAGCACUCAAGUAUGCAUGUUUCCCACAGGGGGGUUAACGCUGCUUGUGAACCGGAUGCGAUUCCCGCUUCGUCCGUCUCUGUGUGUGUGUUGUCGUUGCAUUGCUCAUGGCGGACUGAGCCUGGGCAUUGUCUUGCAAACCUACUUGUGCACAAAUAUAUUCGAAUAUCGACCGAUCACUCUAAACUCUUUUAAUCGCACUGUUGUCAUCGACUCAGUUUCAGACUCAGCUGAUCAGAUUCCGGUCAGUCAACUCGCCGAUCAGCCUGUUUGAGACGCGAGCGCCCAUCAUCAUCAUUAUCAUCAUCAUGGAUGUGAAUUUGACCAUCUCCCUGAUGCGGGGCCAGAUGGGCGCCGUCAUAGAGAAAGCCGUGAACGUCGCGGUGGAGACCGUGUUAGGAGAGAUGAUCCGGGUGGUCGGGCUCAAAUUCGAGGAGAUCAAACACGAGAUGACCGCAAAAGAGAAGGAGAACGAAAACAUCAGGAAGAUUUUGGAGACUCACCGCUGCCAGAUGAAAACCAUGCGCAAGUACAUCAGCGUCCUGGCUGCUAAAGACCCUAAUAAUCAUAGAAUGUAUGAGGGAGAUGGAGAAAUGGCAUUGCAUUGCAGAGGGCCAACAAGCACUGUAUCAAUGUGUGCAAAAUCCCCAAACCCCUGUGCCAGACCAAGAGUCAAGGAACCUGCCCCUGUUGCUGGACCCUCAUGGGCAAGACAGCAGAUGCACACGUUCAAAGCUCAAAAUAUAGGCCAAGAGCCAUUAAGAACUGAACAUCAGCUUGCUGAUCUGCAUAUUGAAGAGAUUCAAGGAUCAUCAGUCCAUAAAGUUGAUAAUUCAAGCCGUCAUCUGGUGGACAGUCAAGGCCUACUGUGUGAGACCAAUGACCCGAUUUGGGGACAAAACCCUCUGAUCCCUGCUGUGGCUGAGCCCACAGACAUGCCAGACACCAAUGUCCUCUCAGCACCCAUGAUGACUGAUGACCCAACCCAAACUACAACCACCCAAACUGUGGCCUUUGGAGAAGCAUCACUUAAGAUCAAACAGGAGGAAGCAGAGAUUGAAAUUGUCUGUGUUAAAGAUGAAGACUCAGAAGCAGCCAGCACAUCUAGGUUUGACUAUUCCAACCCUGAACUUCACCAGCCAUUGGUGGUGCCAGAGUUCGGGGGCUCACUAGAUCUACCUGGAUCCUUUCAAGCUCUUCAGAGUCCAGGCACUUCAGCAGAACUUGCUGUCCCAGCCUACAUCAGUGUGGACCCAACCUCCUACACCGUAAUGGCAAAAACAGCUGCUGAAAGACAGAGAGAGUACAGGGCCAGAAGGAAUGCUGAUCCUGUACGCAGGGAAAAGUACCUCAGGAGUGAGAGAGAGAGAUGGAAAAGGGAUAUUGAUACAGGAAAAAAGAAGAGAAUUGGUGACCUGGGUGAGAAGGCUCAAAGGUGGAGGCGCAAGAAGUGGAGAGAGGCAAAAGAACGGCAAAAGAAAAGGGAACCGAUUUUCAAAAUAAUUGCCUCCCCACCAAACAAUCCCGAAUCCAGUCUUAUGGUGUGGCUGCAACCCUGAAGAGGACCACAGACAGGCUGUUAAGCCAGAAUACGGAUAUCCCAGGUGCAUGUGAACUCGUCAGGGCAUGUACACAGACCAGCAUAGCCUGGGGAGAUGGUUGGUAAAGCCCUUUAAAGGAUGCCAUUUAACCUAAAGGCAGUUCCAUCAACAGUGAGGCUCUACCAGAUGGUAACUCGCAGGUGGCACCCAAUAAAAGUACUUGCCAAUGCAGAAACAGCUGUGGACUUUAAGUGUUUCAAUACACAGUAUUUCAGCUUUAAAGGAAAGAGGGGUAGUACAGAAGAUUACAGUAUGUGUGGGACUUGGUGUUUGAUAAUACAGUUCAGGAAUCAUCUUUGCCACAGACGAUUCCCAAGUGCAGAGUCUGGCCAAACAUGUUCUUAUGGCCAGGUUGUAAGGAUGUGCUGGAACAUAUUCUUUCCCCCAACAAUGUUAUAUUUUGACAGUAUAUGUGGGGCACGCUAAAUAAAUAUAGUUGCGUCCCAAAAGACGCACUAUACACUGCAGUUACACUAUGCACUUGGCCAUCUAGUGAAUGGAUUUUCAAAGUGAAGUAUAGUGUCAAAUGCAACGUGUUUUUUACUACACUGAAGCAUUUGCCAUUCUAGCUGAUGGAAGUGAUAUUGCACAAGCACACAAUGUGUUGCAGCUAGCUUUAGCACGUCAGGCAACCUUUAGUCCAACACUUGUAUCUCAAAUAACAAACACACACUAGUUUUGCUAGUUGCCACAUUCACCUUUGAUUACAAUGUCAGGCCAAUAUCGCAGCCAGAUAACUCCACCCCUUCCACUACAUUGGGUAAGCUGCGAGCACUAAAGUGCAUGAAGGGCCCAACAUUCUGCAAUGUGUUAUUUCGGAUACUAGUACAAUUCUUUUUGUUGCAUUUUUCACGUGAGCACUAUAAAAUGGCAUAGAGUAGUGCAGAAGUAUGCAAUUUGGGACGCAGUUUGUUCAUUCUUUGUAUGUAUGAAAAGUAGUUGUAUGUAAAAAUCUUUAACAAAAUAAAUUAUUCAGCUGAUUGUGUUUCACAAAAAAAAAAAAAAAAGCAGUCUCUUCAACCCUGUUAUCAUUUGUAUCCCUGUUAAACUGCGUUCAACCCUGUUACGUCAUUGUUGUUUUUUUUAUUCACACUGGAGUGAUCAGUAGUGUACCACAUUCUCUAGUCUAUAAAUUCCAAACAUACUCCUACCAGGUUUAUAUAAUGAAGCACUUUUUAAUCAAUUACAAGAAAUUAUUGUUAUACUUUGGGCUUGAGGUGGGUAAAUAGUACUUCUUAAAUGCUCAGCAACCUUUUCAAAAACCUUUUCAUGAAAUGAUACAAUUUAAGACCCCCCCCCCAACCCCCAUGAAAGGGCACCCAACAGGAUAGGUUGAAAAUAUUUAAAAAAAUAAAGAUUUUGUUCACUCUUAUAAAACUUGGAGGUUACAUCAUGAAGCAGAAUUUUUACCAAACCAUAAGCCAGAACUGAACACUGAAUAUUCGGAAAGCUCCAUAUUUGAAGGCAGUAUGGAGUUUCUCUACAAAAUUUUACAUUCAUGAAUCUGACUGAUUGAGUAAGAAACAAGCAAAUUUUUUACCCCCUACAAGGACGUGUAUGAUUUUUUAAAAGUGCAUUGCCUUUAUCUCAAGCCAUUCCAUGAUGAGGAUCACAAGAGACAUGCAUGAACAGGUGAGUCUAGCUGUUUUACUUAAUCUUUAAAAUGUAUAAUGUCAACCUUGUGUCAUAUGUAGGCUAUUUACCUUUUAUUUAUGUGUUUUUUUAUUUAUUUUUUUAUUAUUUUUACAUUUAAUUAAAGACAGACAGAAUGUUGAUAAUUUGCAUUGUGCUCAAUCUCCAGCUAAAUUAUUGUGUAUUGGAAUAUAUCUGCGCCUUCAGAAUGGUAACAGGGUUGAUGGUAAAAGAGUUGACAGUUCAGUUAGACUUAAUUAGCCUUUUGCUCAAGGUCAUGACAUACAGGGUGCUUAUUAGAAAGAAUGUUUAAUGCAGAUAUUUCUACAGAUAUUCACUUUUCAAUUAGUUGUUUAUUAUUAAAACUCAUGGUAACAGGGUUUAAGGGGCGAAACAAUAAGAUAAAGUGAUACAAAGGAGAAUUGUCCUUGCAGAUUUCACUUCCUGAAAAAAUGAUAAUGAUGUCAUGUUGACUGAAUUUGAUGAUUUUAUGGCUUCUGUUUAUAUUAUAUAAAUAAGAGAUACAGUAGUUGUGACGGUAACAGGGUUGACACAACCUGGGGAGACAAUUUCUUCAAUAUAUAGAUAGCAAUAUUCAAUAUAAAUUGCUUUUAGUUUUUUUGUUUUAAUUCUUUUGUGUGUAUUUGCAAAUGCAGUAGGAAGUAAAACAGAACAUGCCAAAAAGGCAUGAAAAAAGGAAUGGGAUUUUGUUGAAGUGUUUGAACAAAUGCCACAGUAAAACUCAUGAGGGACACCAAAUUCUAGGAAGUUUUAUUGUUUGCUAUUUUCUUAUAGAAAGUUAUCAACAGUUGAUAUCCCUUCUUCCUUUUCGUGUUACACUUCUAAAAUUCAUCAAAUUUUAAUUUAUGUGCAUUUGUU